Messenger RNA from Fusarium falciforme, 1587 nucleotides. RefSeq lists its product as hypothetical. The record is from RefSeq and is a predicted model, not a curated record. The transcript is spliced from 2 exons. NCBI's taxonomy places the organism in Eukaryota, Fungi, Ascomycota, Sordariomycetes, Hypocreales, Nectriaceae. Bases 1 to 1587 code for a protein of 528 amino acids.
AUGCCGAACCCCUUCCACGCAACAUACAACUUUGUCGCCUGGACCCUCGACCAAGGCCAGGUCCCCAGCGACGUCCGCAGAAGCCUCGAGCUCGUGCGGACCUGUAACAAAGACCUCCAGCAUCUAAUUGAGCUACGAAACGAGUGCCUCCCCCGUCUGGAGCGUCGCCCCCUCGUCCUCGCCCGCGUCCACUCCAUCAUCGAGGCUGCCCAGGCGGGGCUCGAGGAGGCAUGCACCAUCGUCGAGAGGUGCAGACCUGAAGCUCACAGCGGGAGGACGCCGCUGGCGAGUCGUGUUGCGUGGUUGCUUGUCGACUCGGGCGAGUUUAGGAACUUGGAACCUAUUGUUAGUCGGCAUCAUGACGCUGUGCUCGCGGAGCUCAACUUUUUGAGGAAUAUCGCCAUGCUUUCUCCUGUUCCUGAAGUUUCAAAGGAAAGGGAAAGAUGUGUUGUGCAGAAGGAGGCUCCCGUGUUUGACAAUAUUGCGCUCCUGGGGGAUAUACUUGGGGAUAAAUCAGUUGAAGCAAAGCCUCUACCCCCGAUUCCCCAAAGCCUAACCCCAGUACCAGCCUCGCCGCCUCCCAUGACUCUCGACCAGCACCAAGGGUAUCAGACUGAGCCACCGAGUUCGCCCAUGCCCUCAACACGCAGGAUUGGCCUCGCCCCUGACUCUUCAGCGCCAGAGAUUCUCCCCAUGGGUAUGAACCACUCGGCUUCAUCAAGACCGCAGCAAAUCUCGGGCCCCCGAUACAUCUCUGAGGACAUGACCGGUUUGGCGAACCUCCUCAGAGACACAUUAGUCUCUCCCGAUAUAACAUCUCCACGAUAUCCCUACACGGCAGCCCCGCCCAAUCGACCAGUUACAGCAUCUUCUAACCCCAUGGACAGGACAACACGUCCAGGGGCGAUUACACCAGUACAGGCUGGGUCGAACCAUCGUCCUUCGUUCUACAACACCAACGAUGGCAUAUCAGACAUGGGCCCUGAUCGCAGCCAACGGGCGAGCAUCGGCUACACACCUUCAGUUUCCUCCUUUGCCUCUCAAAGCCCGCCGCCGCCCUUGAACAACAGAGCAUCAGCGUCUACGCUCCCCGUAUACACCUACGGCGUCACACAACACCAAAACACAUCUUCAACAACCCUCCCAGCACGCUUCGCAUGGGCCAACUCCUCCUCAACAACUGUAUCCUCCCCCCCUCAGACAUGCACAAGAUCCACCAUGUCCAUGGACGGCACCGGCUGGGGGCAGCAGCCGAUAGCCGAGCUGGACAGUUCGCCGUAUCAGAUAGUACCUGUCGUCAGGCCCGCGAGCGACGGCAAGAACCGAGUUGUUCAAUUCGUGAAGCAGCUGAAUACGAUACCCAUCGAACUCUCGGCGACUACAGAUUCGUUCCCCAAGACAUCUCUGCGGAGGCAAUCUGCACCAUCUGAGAAUAGGCAUGGUCGAACAGCUAGUCAGUCAAGGGGACUGCCUUCGGAACAGUAUAAAGAACAACCCAUGACACAGCCCAGAGGAUUCGACCAGGAAUCGACAAAUGUUAACCAACCUAGUAGGACAAACAAUUCCUUUUCUAUAGAACGGCCCUGA